Mesorhabditis belari is the source of this 1545-nucleotide messenger RNA. Lineage: Eukaryota; Metazoa; Nematoda; Chromadorea; Rhabditida; Rhabditidae. The record is from the annotation of a GenBank genome assembly.
AUGGAAAGAAGAGAAAUUGACAGUGGAGCCCCGAGUGAAGAAUUCUUCAUUGCUGAAGAAAGUGAGCUCGAGUUUUCCGGGUCGGCUCCACCAUCGAACAUUUGGCCUUAUGAUCCACCAGUUGAUCCCCGAGUGUUCCCUAUAGUUCACCAAUGGCAAAGGGUUUCCGAUGAAGAAAACGAGCGCUAUAGACAAUUUCAACACGCAAUGAGAGGGCAACAACUUGCACAGUUACAAAGGGAACAAGCCGAACAAGAGGCUUUACGGCUACAAAGGGAAAACGAUGAACGCAGCCAACCCUCAACCCCGCUUCUUGGCUCUGGCAGUGGUUGUCGAGAAGAAGAUAUGGAGAUUUACUCUGAUGGUGGCCCUACAUCGGAACCCUUUGGAAAUUGCUUCACCGAGCCCAGUCCAACCACCAUCUCGGUCUCGACGAAAAAUCUCACUAAAAGUGUCGCUGGAUUCAAAAAUCGCUCGAUGACUUCACUACAGUCACUCAAAAAUAAAGAAUCGACCGUUCACAAAUGGCUUAAACGGGUUUGCGUCUCGCUUGAUUUCAAAGGCGUCCACUUUCUCAAAGCUACCGUUAUCUUUGGUUUCGUGGUACUUCUGGUGGUUUUGGGUUAUUCUUUUUGGCCGAAGCCAGAUCCCGAUGGUGAUUCGAUGUUGCGAUAUGAGGGAAAUCUAACUCGCAAUAUCGAGGGAAAUGUAAUGAAUUACUACUGGAAAGGCAACGAGCUGAAAACCUACAUUCAAUACAAGAGUACGUAUGAGGUGAAAAGUUACGACUAUGAACUGCUUCAAAUUCAACCCGCUGAAUCCUACUUCUUGCGAUCGGUGAUGCGUCAAUUCCAAUGCGAAGAGACGAAAUGGGCAGAGAACUUUGUGUGUUGUUAUGAUCCCAAAUAUGGAACUGCGUGUGCUAGUCAGCGCAAGAACAACGAUUGGAUGCUGAUUCCCGGAUUUUUCUAUCGCGCCGAGUUUCUCAAAAAGAAUGGACAGGAUUACCUCGUUGCUCAGGAACGUUUCAACACAAUGCCCUAUUUGAUGGAUCGAAUGGGAGAAGAGAUUCCGAUUGAGACACACGAAUGUGGCGACGCGUAUAACGUCCUUCGUUUUGACAUCACAAACGAGAAAAUCGCCAUUGUUUCCGAAAAGAAGCCUAAAGACAAAAACUUCACCCGAUCCCUAUUGCUGAUUGAUCCAUUCGAUGAGAAUGAUCACAAAUGUUUUCAAGGAGAGGGACUAUCUUUGGAAAAAUUGCACGGGAUUUGGGUGGACCGAGACGUGGUUUGGAUGCUGUCUUGCUCUUUUAGGUCUUGUUCUGUUCGUCUUCUCACCCUCGAAGGUCUCCAGCCCAUCUACUACUACCCGAUUUCUCAACACGGGGAUUUCACCGUGAACUCUAACACAAAAAAGCACGAUCCACGAGUCGUCGGGAAAACGGAGAACAACUACUUGAAUAUCUAUACUUUCGUCAACGGGAAUGAUUCGGCUAAAAUUAUUCGAAAACGACUUUCAUUUCCCGACAAUAACCCCAAGAAU